CGAUUGCAGGCUCCUCAAUCGACGUAGACAAACUGAGCGUGAUAUAUAAUCGUAUAGUACAUAGCAUACAAACUCACCGGGUGAACAUGGCUUUGAGUCGAGCCUUGCAUUUUGUAUUCAAAGUGGGUGACAGAAGCAAAACGGCCACCUUUUACCGAGAUGUGCUCGGCAUGAAGAUUUUGCGUCACGAAGAGUUUGAAGAAGGAUGCAAGGCCACUUGUAAUGGCCCUUAUGAUGGAAAAUGGAGCAAGACAAUGGUCGGCUUUGGUCCAGAAGAUGAUCACUUUGCGGCUGAGCUGACCUACAAUUAUGGAGUGGGAGAAUAUCGCCUUGGCAAUGACUUCCUGGGUCUGACUCUGCAGUCUAGCCAGGCUGUCAGUAAUGCUAAGCGGCUUGGUUGGCCCCUCACUGAGGUUGGAAAGGCCCUCUAUCUGGUUGAGGCUCCAGGAGGUUAUCGCUUCUACCUGGUGGACAAAGAACAGCCUCCUAAUGAUCCUGUACAGAAGGUGUGUCUGGCAGUGUCUGACCUGCAGAAAUCAACACACUACUGGUCCUCCCUUUUGGGGAUGAAGGUGAUAGAGAGACAUGAGGAGAAGACUGUGCUGAUGGGAUUCACAGACACUCAGUGUAAACUAGAGCUUCACAACAUUAGUGGGACAGUAGAUCAUGGGACAGCCUUCGGGCGGAUAGCGUUCUCUUGUCCACGUGAGCAGUUGGCAGAUCUUGAAGCCCUGAUGACAAAAGAGAACCAGAAAAUCCUUACUCCCUUGGUUAGCCUGGACACCCCUGGGAAGGCAACAGUAGAAGUGGUCAUUUUGGCUGAUCCAGAUGCCCAUGAGAUCUGCUUUGUGGGAGAUGAGGCAUUCAGACAACUCUCCCAGAUGGACCCCAGUGGAAAUGCGUUGCUGGAUAAGGCUAUGGCUGAAGAUAAAAGCGAUGACUGGUUUGCCAAGCACAACAAGCAGAAGGCUUCAGCAUAAGUGCGAAGAACAUAGCUUAGCCAUCAUGGGUCUUCUGGACAUUUCCAACCUUUUGCCCCAUAUAUGGCAUUACCCUUCCAGCGGCACAAUGUCAGUAGAUUUUACUCAACCAGAAGUAUUAUUUUGAGAUGCUUAGAAUGAGACUGAAAGUGUAGCUGUAUUUGAGUCUUACUGUGGCAGACGCUUGAUGAUCAUAGACCACUUAUAUUAACCUUGUUUGUGUAUGCAUUGAAAAGAAUUGUACCUCUUCAGCUCAAUGACAUGAGUAAAACACUAAUACUUGUGACUUCAUGAGAACAGUGCAUUUAUGGUGAAGAGUAAUAUCCAUUUGAAGUCCUCACACUGCCAAAUUGUAGGUAAAGUUUUGUGAAAUGUGCAGACAUUGGUGGGCGGCCCUUGGUUGAAAAACCAAUGAAACGAGGGGGUAUAUGCAUAUCUCUUGUGGUGUAGAAGCUGUGUCAUGUCAUGCUCAUUGAACUAUCAAAUGGGAAAAUCAAACUGAGCAAUAUAAAAAGGGGAUGACAUUAACAUUUUCUUGAAGAUGGGAGAACUGCCUCACCUUUGCUAACUCACUCCAACUACCAUUUUCUAGUGAUCCCCUUUCUUUGGCAUGAGAUGAAUGACACUGAAUAAGAAAGUGUCUAGUUCAUUUUUAAACUAGCUGUUCUUGAGUGGUUAUGCUGCAUAAUAAAGGGAGAAACAUA
Molecule: messenger RNA, 1684 nt
Organism: Oncorhynchus nerka (sockeye salmon)
Lineage: Eukaryota; Metazoa; Chordata; Actinopteri; Salmoniformes; Salmonidae
Product: glyoxalase domain-containing protein 4-like
Exons: 9
Coding region: 87-980 (297 amino acids)
Source: RefSeq, a predicted model, not a curated record